GCAGAUGGUGGGCUGCAGUCGUUCCUCGUACUACACCCACUGGGUUCUUUAUGCUGCCGGCCAAGCUCUGGCGUAUGCUGUGAUCAACGUGAUCUUUUGGUAUGGCAUCCAGGUGAUCCAGACCUUCUCGGUGAUGCCCGUGUUCUUCCUUCAUAACGUGGUGUUCUUCCUGAACUUGGCUUUAUUUGGCUUCGUGAUGUCCACCUUCAUGAGCGCCCCCUUGAUGAGCCAGCUCUUCACCAUGGUCGUGUACUGCUGCAGCUGUGCCUUGGCCUUCAUCCCGACCAACGUCAGUGAGUGGAUCUUCAUGUUCAUCCCACAGUUUGCAUACAGCAAGGCUCUGACGGUCUACAUGUCCAAUGAGCUCACGAAGUGGGAGGGAACAUAUGAUGAAGACAGUUACACCUUGAUCGGCACUCUUGGAUGGUUGCUUUUGGAUGCAAUCCUGUGGCUGCUUCUUUGGCUUUACCUCGAUCAGGUGAUCCCACAUGGCGGUGGAACAACUCAGAAGCCGUGGUUUCCUUGUGACAAAGGAUAUUGGAAAGGCGAAGAUGGAGUAGUUAGACAAGAUCCUGGUGCUACCGAGAUGGUUGCUACAUCCAGCUUUCAACAGGCACGCGAUCCCUGGUUGCUCAACGGCCAAGAGGCGACCGAGGCGGCGGAACCACCGGAGGUGGCGACCGAGGCUCCGCCCCAUUGGCAGCCGCCUUCCGGUCGCCGCUCCGUGGACGAGGCGUUGUCCAUUCAAGGACGCAACUCGUUGAUCGAGCCGGUAGACCGGGGGAUGGUGGCGCAGAUCUUGGCCAAGAAUUGCGUCAAGGUGGACGAUCUAUGUGUUUACUUCAAGGGGAUCUACAAUGAAGAGAUCAAAGCAGUGGAUGGAGUGAAUUUCGUGAUGUUCCCAGGCGAAAUCUUUGCGCUUCUGGGCCACAAUGGUGCAGGCAAAUCCACCACCAUGUCGGCCAUGGUCGGCUUGACCGCGCCAACCAAAGGUGUGAUCUCUGCCUUCGGGCGCAAAGUGCCUGAAGAUCUGGUUGAAGUGAGGAAGUCCAUGGGCUUUUGUCCACAACAUGACGUUCUUUUCCCAGCGCUCACUGUGGUGCAGCACAUCGAACUCUUCUCAGCGUUGGCUGGAAGACAAAAGAGUGACGAAGCGGAAGUCUUUAAGCUGGUCUCGGACAUUGGGCUCCACUCCCGUGCCCACUAUCAAGUGACACAACUCUCGGGCGGCAUGAAGCGCAAGCUUUCGGUGGGCUUGGCUUUCUCAGGAGAACCGAACCUGGUGAUUCUCGAUGAGCCGACGAGUGGCAUGGAUCCCCUCUCUCGCCGCGGGCUGUGGGACUUCCUGAAGCUUCGGCGUCAGGGCCGUGCGAUGCUACUCACCACUCAUUUCAUGGAUGAAGCUGGCGUUCUGGGAGAUCGCGUGGCCAUCAUGCGGGCAGGCACCGUCCAAGCGUGCGGCACCGCGGACUUUCUGAAGCGUCGCUUUGGAUGUGGCUACGUGCUGACCAUUGUGAUGGAAGAAAGAAGCAGUAGCCAUGAGCCAGUGCGACAGCUCUUGGGAUCCAUCCUGGGGCAUACACUGGAGAUCUCAGGUGUGGGCAAGGAGAUCUUGGCAAACAUCCCGAUGGAAUGUGAGAGCCAGCUCUCCUCUUGCUUGGCUGCUUUGUCGGAGAAGAAGGUCGAGCUGUCGCUGGCGACCUUUGGAGUCUCCGUCUCCAAUCUCGAAGAGGUGUUUCUGAAAGUGGCGAGUGGUGAUCAUGCAAGCAAGCAGGACCAGAAAGAAGCAGAGACUUCCUUCCAAGCAGCCAUGGAAGAGGUGGAGGCGCAAGCUCCGCAAGGGCCCUGCUUCGUGAUGCCCAACCCAGGUGGCACGGUGAUGCAACAAAUGCGCGGGCUGUUGGAGCGACGUGGGUCCACGGCGAUUCGAGACAUGAAGACGUUCAACAUGGGUUGCUUGGCACCAGUCUUGAUGUUGGUCUUUGCCACCUGGAUUGGCGCCAAGAUUGUGAGGGACAACAAACCUCUAGGAGCGCCAGGUGCACCAGUUCCAAUAGAGCUGAGCAAUUUGAAGGCAACAUUUGCAAGCACAGAGGGUGGCAUGGACGGCGUGGAUCUCAUCAAGGAGAGUACCAAGACGAAUUACAAGUGCUUCACCGGCGACUACAGCGGCUGGACUCCGCAGACGUGUGACGUGGACUCCGAAGCAGAUCGAUUGACCAACAUUCCGUAUGGCUACCUUGAGCAGUGCAAGUCCAAGUAUAAGUACUUGGAGCUCGACUGCAAGAAACGUUGGCUCCGCCACCUCCUCGCCUUCGACGAGCUCCUGCUCUUUGGCUCG
Molecule: messenger RNA, 2341 nt
Organism: Durusdinium trenchii
Lineage: Eukaryota; Dinophyceae; Suessiales; Symbiodiniaceae
Source: the annotation of a GenBank genome assembly